AUGGAAGGCCGCCAGCGACUCAUUUGUCAAGGCUUAGUUUCAACCAAUCCCAGAGUGUCCCGGAAUUUUUUUUGGUCAGGCCUUCCCAGCGGCGCUGCAGAGUCGCCUAGUCGACAGGCAGCCAAAGUGGAAUCCCUUGCCGAACUUCAACCAGCCCCCCUGUACAGCGGCCAGAUAUACCAUCGGCUCCAAGCUGCCAUCACCACUGCGCUGCUUGCGAAGGUCCAGCAGCCUCCACUCCGCGCAACCGGCGCAGCCGACGCAGCCGACGCAGGCGCUGAGCCAGGAGGGCUCCCCGUCGCAUCUGCGGUCCCCGAGGAGGUCAAGGCCGAGACCACCGCUGCCGUCCUUGCCACGAGCUGCGCGGCGGCUGCUCCCGAAGGAGGCCGCCGCAGCCAGGCCAAGACGGAUCGGCCUUGCGUUGCCACCGGCAUCACUGAGUCACUUGCUGUUCCGUCCUUCAAGGAUGACCUUCCUCAUCCGCGGAGGCAAUGCCUGAACAGGAAGUUUGAGUCGGACCUCGAGAGUCGCUUUCGCAACUUCCUCAGGGAUGCGCCCCUCCAGGCCAGCGAAGCGAAGCCCUUUCCGGGCAGCUCGUCCAACGCUGCAUCGCCAGGAGUGGCCUUGGUCAUUGGCCGUGUUGUCGGCGGCAAAGGGAAGCUGCACGACAUCGUGUUGCCGUUGGCAUCGGAGGUGCUCAUGGAGGACGGGCCCGGACACAGCUUCCUGCCGGAUCUCUCUGAGACGCAAGUCUCAAAGUUGCGAGCCUUCUUGGACAGCCGCGUGGUGGCGCACAAGGGAAAGCCGCCGAAUGAACGGCGAUGGGCAAGCGUCAGCCUGGAGCAAAGGAAUGCAGUCUUGCGUAAAUGGAGAUCCGCUGCGACCUUCUAUUGCCCGGGGAGCAGAUGGCACUACCAGCUCAGGUUCCGCGAGCCACAGACAGAAGGAGCUGGCAAAGAUCGGAAGGAAUUCAAUUUGGUCUUUCAGAAGGUGCCUGGUGGCCAAGACCCAACAUGGACGGUGUCUAUCGUUCAAGAAGCAGAAAAGAUCUGGACAGAGGUUCGCAUGAACGAGGCGUUUCUUUUCAGCCAUCGGGACCGAAUGCUUGCGUCGCAGCAGCACUGUUUUAGCCGCCUUUGCAGAGACUUUCGCAGAAACGCGCAAGCAUUGCAGAAGGUCCUGGAGGGCAUUGACCCCCAUUCAUCAGGUGAUGGCGGCAGGAGGCUCUUCUACCCCGGCAUCUUUGACAUGGCCUCUCAGGUUCAAGAGUUCUAUGAUAGACGGACUCGAGGGCAGGUGGAUGCCAAAGGUGUAGAUGCCACGGCCAGACUCAGAAGCUUCAACAACUGCAUCAAAACUCUUCUCCUGGAGAGCUUUGUGGACGACAUGGAUGGAAACCUACGAAUCCUGGACCUUUGCUGCGGCCGAGGGCAGGACCUGAUGAAGUACUCUCGGCAGCAUCGCACCUGCAACGUUGCAUCUUUGGUUUGUGUGGACUUUGUGGCAGAAGCUGUCGCAGAAGCCAGGCGUCGUUACAGCGAGAUGGCGGCAAGAGGUCACAAAGCUGGGCGGCCCGACUUCGCGGCAUCGUUCUACACCGGUGACUGUAGCAGCGCCGAAGUCUUCAACGAAUUGGCUCAGGAUGGUUUUUCAGAGUUUGAUGUCGUCGUGUGCCAGUUUGGCCUCCACUAUCUCUUGGGAGCAGAGGAGGAUGCCACUCGUUUCCUGCAGCGAAUCUUCGCGCUUCUUCGGCCGGGCGGUCGCUUCAUUGCCACGGUGCCUUCGUGUGAGGUACUAGCAGAUUUGUAUGAGCAAGCGACCCCUUUCACUGACAGUGGCAGGAGUCGCGAACGCGAGCUCCAGCAGAGCUUGUUUCAGGUUCGCUUUGAAGGAGAAGCCUGGCGACACUUGGACACUGAAGGGGGUCGGCUGAGCCUGGAUGAGGUCUUCCAAAGUCGCUGGGGUUUGCCCUACCUCUUCUCGCUGAAGGGGGCUGUUUGUGCUGAGGAGUAUCUUCUUCCCUGGGAAGCCUUUGAAAAGCUUGCCGAAUCCACAGGCUUCAGUGUGAUGGCGGAUGCGUCCUUCCCGGAUCUCCUCAGCUUGUUGAAGGACAAGUCAAAGUUCUUCAACGACGUUUUUUCCAAAGACAGAAGAAACGAAAGUAUGAGCUGUGACGAAGAACAAGUCUUCAAGCUGUACAGCGGAUUCGUGCUGGAGCGUCCCGCAGAGGCUGAGCGGAACUUCGCAGGUCCAGCCAAGGCAUCGCAAUACUUGGGUGGUGCCAGAACACCCACACUCGCCGGACUUCGCGCACUUUCCUGUGCCGGUCGACGAAACGUUCCUGGAGGACAAAAGUUGGGAGAUGCUGGGAUCGGAAGCAGUAUCCAGACGAUGCCACCGGUCACGCUGCCGAAGCACAUGGCGCAACCUCCCCCAUUGCCUCCAGUCGACCGUUUGCCGUGUCGAAGCCAGCUCGAGGCUCCGCCAGAGACUUCGGCUCGUGCUCUCAUCCAUGCUCCCCCGCAGAGACACAGCGGCAGGCAGAAGCGCGUCUCUUCAGAACCACCUCUGACCGACCCUCGGCAUGACAGCAAGGCGGACCUGGGUCCAGACAGAGAAUGUGGACUUGAAGGGCUGAGCAGAUCAACCAAGGGUUCCUGCGGCUCCUGCGGCUCGGCCCCCGCGUCUUGCCAGACUUCUCCGCACCAUCGAAGGGCUACAUGUUCAGAGCCCGUGGGCCUACGAAAUCUUGGCAAUACGUGCUUCCUUAACGCUGCUUUGCAGUCCCUGGCGCAUGCUCCUCUCUUCGCUCAGUUCUUCCUUCGGGGGCGAUUUGAAGCAGAUCUCAAUCCGUCCAAUCCGCUGGGCACAGGGGGGGAAGUGGCAUCAGCUUUUGCGCAGCUGCUUCAUAGACUUGUUGCAGAAGGACCGAGCGCCGAGAAGUCACAGUACGCCCAUUCUGCGUUCUCUCCCGAGGCCUUCUACCGCACGCUCUGCAAGCAGGGAGCUUGA
Symbiodinium sp. CCMP2456 is the source of this 3012-nucleotide messenger RNA. NCBI's taxonomy places the organism in Eukaryota, Dinophyceae, Suessiales, Symbiodiniaceae. The record is from the annotation of a GenBank genome assembly.